AUGGUCGAGCAUGACAUUCGAUCUCCCGAUGAAAUCGAUCGCCAAACUGCUUUCAAGCAACAGGUGUUUGACCAAUCCAUCGCACUCUCUCGCAGUCGUAUGAAUGACUCGACUGAAUUACGAUGCUCUCUUUUUGUCCCUAGCCAAUCCACCAAAUUCCAAGAAACUCGCCUUACAAAAGCUGAAGUUGCUCAGGUAUAUGGAGUCGACGGUCGAGAGCUGCGAAAUGCCGACCUGAAAUCUCAGGGUAUUCCGCAUAUACUGGUUCGACCUGCUACAAUAUUUAUCAGCAUUCUCAGUCUACGUCUUCUCGUUCAAUCAGAUCGAGUACUUCUAUUUCUUCCCAACUCCGAAGCAGACGGUGUUAGGAUGGAAGAUGUAUUUGAACAUAAUCUACAAAGUAAAAUACAAGCUGAACAGGGGUCUGGAUUCACACCAACUCUACCAUUUGAAUUACGGGUUCUGGAUGCAGCGCUCGCCUCUGUCACUGCGAUUCUUGAGGCCGAACACUUGAUUCUUCAGGGAGAGGUUGAGAACCGUCUACGUGUUUCGGCAAAGGAGGACUUAGCCCAUCUGACUCUGGUUGAGCUUUUAGAGCGUGGAAAGCGAGUGGCUACUAUUGAACAACGUGCUCGUCAAUUUCGCUCAGCCCUCCAAGAGCUUCUAAAUAAUGAUGAAGAUAUGGCUCUUAUGUAUCUCUCGGAUCGACAGGCUGGCAAGCCACAUGCCAUUGCGGAUCAUCAAGAAGUCGAAUACCUAUUGGAAGCUUAUUAUAAAAAUGCCGAUGCGAUUGCGGAGGCCGCUGGUGCCCUUGUGGGUGAGGUUAACCGUACUGCUAGAGCAACAGAGUCUAUGCUGGAUGUUCGGCGGAAUCAGAUAAUGGUGUUUGAGGCUCAACUGGAGAUUUGGAUGCUGGGACUCGCGACUUCGACAUUCGUGGCUGGCCUGAUUGGGAUGAAUGUGGUGAACUAUAUGGAAGAGACGCCCUUUGCUUUUGCCUGGCUUGUAUCGGGCUGUGCAGUGGCGACUCUGCUGAUCGCGAGGUUUGGGAUGUUGAAGCUCAAGAGGUUCCGCAAAAUGCAUCUUUGA
Penicillium angulare is the source of this 1089-nucleotide messenger RNA. RefSeq names its product CorA family magnesium transporter. NCBI's taxonomy places the organism in Eukaryota, Fungi, Ascomycota, Eurotiomycetes, Eurotiales, Aspergillaceae. The coding region runs from base 1 to 1089 and encodes 362 amino acids. The record is from RefSeq and is a predicted model, not a curated record. Gene Ontology annotation, molecular function: magnesium ion transmembrane transporter activity. The transcript is spliced from 2 exons. Gene Ontology annotation, cellular component: mitochondrial inner membrane. Gene Ontology annotation, biological process: mitochondrial magnesium ion transmembrane transport.